Messenger RNA from Dissoconium aciculare CBS 342.82, 1287 nucleotides. RefSeq lists its product as uncharacterized. The record is from RefSeq and is a predicted model, not a curated record. NCBI's taxonomy places the organism in Eukaryota, Fungi, Ascomycota, Dothideomycetes, Mycosphaerellales, Dissoconiaceae. The annotation marks the transcript as partial. The transcript has 2 exons.
AUGAAGUCCUUUACCGCGACCAGCGCGGCUGGUGUUCUCGCUUAUGCUGCCACCGUCGCCGCCUUCUGGCGCAUGCCUUGCCGAUCGAGCACCGGUAUCGCUCGUAUUGACCCCAUCGUCAACCCGGGCACCGUCGCCGACCACGCCCACAUGAUCUUUGGAGGAGGAAACUUCCACCCGACCACCAACACAUACGACUUGACCCACGCCAAGGGCGACCUCGACUGCACGUCUUGCGAGGUCACCCAGGAUCAGUCGGCGUACUGGACUCCUCCGCUCUACUUCGAACACAAGGACGGCACGGUCGAGAUGGUCCCCAACGUCGGCGGCAUGCUCGCCUACUACCUCUUCUACCUACAGAACCUGCAGCCCUUCCCGGAGGGUUUCCAGGUCGUCGCCGGCACGCCCGCCUUCCGGAACUUCUCCGGUCCCUUCCCGGAUGCCGAGUUGAGCUCCUGGCCCACCGAUCCCACCGAUCAGUUCUUCUUGCAGCAGCGCGCCAUCGGCUUCAACUGCCUCAACUACGACCGCACCCCCGAGCCCUCCCUGUACCGCCACACUCUGCCGACCAAGGAAUACAUGGACGCCAACUGCAAGGACGGUCUCCGCCUCGAGUUCGCCUUCCCCAGCUGUGGCAACGGCAAGGCCACCUCGCCCGACAACCGCUCCCACAUGAAAUACCCCAGCUUGGUCAAGGAGGGCAACUGCCCGGAGGGCUACGACACCCACUACCCCUUCCUCUUCUACGAGACCAUCUUCGACACCCACAAGUUCGCCGGCGUCGACGGUCAGUUCGUCCUGAGCCCCGGUGACCCCGUCGGGACCGGGUACCACGCCGAUUUCAUCAUGGGCUGGAGCUCGUCGGAGUUCCUCGGCCAGGCCAUCAAGACCUGCACCAACCCGAGCGGUCAGAUCUCCGACUGCCCCCUCUUCAACCUCCAGAGCGAUUCCAAGGCCGCCAAGUGCAAGUUCCCCAUGCCGGAUAUGGUCAAGGGCGACGACUGCGCCGGUCCCCGCAAGGGUCUGCCGGUGGGUGUCCCGAUUCAGUACGGCCCCGAGCAGGCGACCAAGUACGCCGUCGCCGGUCAGAACGGUGCGCCUCCAGCUGCUUCUCCCACCUCCGAGCCCGGCCUCACCGUCGGUCUCGGCCUCAACUUGGGUCCCAUCAGCAUUGGCGCAGGUAUCGAACUCGGCGGCGGUGCUCAUUCCCCGGCUGCGACCACAUCGCCCAAAGCCGCCGCCGUCGUGAUCCCCACGUCUUCGCCCGCGGCCGCCCCUCCCGCAGCU